AUGGCUGUCCUUGGCUACGCUGGUCUUCUAGUCCUUCUUGUGGCAUGUAUAUACUUACGAGGCCGCGGCCGAGGCAAGCUCCCACCAGGGCCCAAAGGCAUCCCCCUUCUUGGGAACGCUCACCAGCUUGGCUCCAAACCGCAUCGGCAACUGCAACUCUGGGCCUCGCAGUUUGGCAGUGUCUUCACAGUCCGGCUGGGUUGGGAAAACUGGGUCUUCAUCAAUGACCCUACCAGCGUCCGCGAAAUCUUUGACAAGCAGUCAGCCGUCACUUCUGGGAGGAUGCCACAGCCUGUGCUCUCGGGCAUCCUCUCAGGCGAGAAUCGCCUCCUCUUACUCACAUACGGAGAGAAGUGGCGCAAGCUCCGAGCCAUUGUGCACAAGUCGCUCACACCCAAGGGUUCCAGCACAUACAAGCCUGGCCAGGAGUUUGAGGCCAAGCAGCUCAUUUACGACAUUGCAACCGACAACGCGACACAAGAGGACUUUUAUAUGCACGUACGCCGCUACACGACUUCGGUGGUUCUUCUAAGCACGUACGGACUUCGCGUGCCUUCAUGGGACUGUGACGAUAUCCGCGCCAUUUACGGUCUUCUUCACGACUUUUCCCAAGCUGCUCAGCCUGGAGCCUAUCUCGCUGAUUUGAUCCCACCUCUGGGAAAUCUGCCAUGGUUCCUGCAGUGGUGGCGACCAAGCGCGAUCCGGGCGUACAAGAAGCAAAGGAACACAUGGAUGGGAUACUGGAAGAGGCUUCAAACCGCUCUCCAAGAGAAUAGGGCUCCGGAAUGUCUAGUACGACAGUUGGUCGAGUCUGACCUCAAGAAGCAAGGCAUCUCCGAGGUUGAGGCCGGCUUUGCUGCUGGUUCAAUGAUUGAGGCAGGCUCCGAGACAACAUCAUCCGCUCUCAACAGCGCCAUCCUAUAUCUAUCAGCGCACCCAGAGGUACAGGCUAUAGCAGACGAGGAGCUAUCACGAGUAGUCGGCGACGAGCGAUCACCUACCUUCGACGACGAGGCCGACCUCGCAUACAUCCGCGCCAUUGGCAAGGAAAUCCUACGUAUCCGGCCGGUAACCACGAUCGGAACACCACACUAUACUACUGCAGACAUCGAGCAUAAAGGCUAUGUUAUCCCCAAGAACACAGUGGUUUGCAUAAGCCAGUACGUGCUGCACUUUGAUGAAGGCCGCUGGGAGAAGGACGGUGGUCGCUCGUUUGAUCCAUCACGGUACUUGGCAUAUCCCGAAAAGGCCGGCGUGUACGCAGCAUCGCGGGACGCCAACAGCCGCGAUCACUUUGACUUUGGUGCCGGGCGAAGGAUCUGCCCCGGGAUGCAUCUCGCCGAGAACAGCCUCUUCAUCACUCUGGCCAAGCUGCUGUGGGCGUUCCGCAUUGAACCCGGCCAGGGGCCCGAUGGCAAGCCUCUACCCGUGGAUCUCUCGGAUGAUGCGUAUGAGCCUGGCGUCAACACAUUGCCCAAGCCCUUCAAGGCCCGGUUCAUUGCCCGGAAUGAGACGAGGGCCCGGGUGCUGCGCGAGGAGUGGGCGGUGGCGCAGAAGCAGGGGUUCUGGCUGGGCGAUGUCAAGGUUGACACCAAGGGAGUAGUUGUACAGGAGGGUAUCGAGCAUUGCGUUCGCCAUGAGCGUACGCACACGCACGAGAAGCCCUUUGCGUGUCGAUACUGCUUAAAGUCCUACUCUAGGAAAGACUUGGUCACCAGGCACGAGCGCACUUUACAUGCUCACGAUCAGGAGGCACAGCAGUACAAACAAAAUGACGCAGACGGCGAGUACGUGGCCGAUCAAGUAAAUGUCGCCUGGGCAGCUCCUGCUCGGUCGGCAGCCCCGGACACGCCUCCGCAAGAUCCCCAAGCGCUCGAUACCUGUCACCAUCUCGAUCUUGUACCCAGGGUUGCAUCACCGGGGCAUGGGAACGGAGGAGCCCUCUCGCCGUCUUCUUCAUCCACGACGCCAUCCAGCACUUCCCAAAGCGUCGCCAGUCGCCUGGCUUCUCUCGACGAGGCAGAUUCCGCCGUUGCCAUGAUUGCCGAGACUGUGAGCAUAGGCACCGCCCACCAUGGCCCAAGAGAUGCAUCAGUGGCUGCCGAGAGUGUUUCAGUCAGCCAUCCGAGGCCAGAUUCUAGCCACAGCUCACAGAAUCCGCCUUUCGACCCCUUGCGCCAUUCAAGCGACCAACACAACAGUAAUGGCGCAAUUGAUGCAGAUAUCGCUAUAGACAUGGACAUUGACCAUCUGAUUCCAUAUACGCAACCACCAGCGGACAAGGGCAUCUCCUCGCAUCAGCAUCGGCAGAGCCAGAGCCAGAGCCAACCUUUGCCUUCCAAUCCCAUUGUUCCAGACCCCAUGCCCUUCACCUUCUCACCGAUGCCCGAUGUCGACUUGGAUCUGUCUGGAUUCACAUUCACCCCUCUAGCCGCUGAUGUAUUCGACCUGCCACAGAAUCAGCAGAAUAUUCAGCCCCAAUACCAUUUCAGCUUAGCCGAACUAGACGCCCUAUCUCACUUUGGCCAAUCGAACGCCCAGAUUCCCCUACAGGACGACUCUCUGAAAAGUGACAAUGCUCUCCCAGAUACUACUGGGAAAGAAGCUGAUCAAAGUGACCUUCCCAUAUUGCUCUCGGGCGAGCGUGUAGCCUAUCCCUCUUUGGUUCUAGAUAAUAGUACCUACCUCGCCAUACAAGCUGAUCUCAUGGAGCGCCUAAGAGCCAGCCAUGUCAAAGUUGACCUCCCUCCUGUUAAACUCUUACAAGGGUUCUUAUCAGGCUACAUUUCGAGCUUCCACACACACCUACGAAUCAUUCACCUCCAAACGUUUGACCCAAGGACGGCGCCGAGCCCUCUAGUGCUUGCCAUGUGCAGCGUCGGAGCUCUAUAUCGCCUAGAUCGCCGCCGUGCGCGGCAUCUUUACGAUAUUGCAGUCCGUUCUGUCGAAACGAUUGCACGCCCAUUGCAACACGAUGACAAGACUCUUGUCAAGGACUACUGCCUUUGGUAUGUUCAAGCAAGGGUGCUUCUCAGCUUCUACGCCAUCAUGAGCGGCGACAAAAAUCUGGUCUCUAGCACCAUGGAUAGCAAUGGGUUUUAUACCGUGGUCUUCAACCACGUCAGAGUUUCACUCGGGGGAGACAAGCCUAGCGUGGCUCGGAUGACCUGGCACGAAUGGAUAGAGUACGAGUCCUGGAAGCGACUGCUGGGGGCCCUAUUUAUAACAAGCACCCUCACAAUGGUCUUGUUCGAUGCCAACCCGGGGUUCAACGCCACAAAGGACCUUGAUUUUGAAACGUUUGAGGACGAAGAUUCAUGGAGCGCCGAGUCGUCAAAUAAAUGGCGUGAACUAUGGGCAAACCGUCUGAAGCAGCAGCAGUCACGUCCUACGAGUCGACGUACGAUGCGGCAAGUCCUGACGAACCUCAUGUGCCCCAGCAAAUCCCCGUCCGACAUGGAGCCGCUUCGAAUCUCGACCUUUUCGGCCCUUGUUUUGAUGCACGCUGUUGUGCUACACAUGUGGCAGAGAUCCCAAGUCUUUCAGGCCCUUGCAGACUCAUCUAUCGGCCAGGACCAUCUUCGCUCCUCCCUCCUAGAGAGCACGCUCAAGUCCCUCACUCGAUGCGAGUCCUUCUUGCGGAGCGGCGAAAAGGAUUCAUGCCAUCCAGAUGACAAUGGCGAUACGGAGACGUCGCUGGUUUUCAAUAGCCAUGCUGUGCUGAGGAUUGCCUACAUCAGGCUCUUCAAGCCAUCAUGUCAGAUCAACCUGACAUGCCAAGACCCCGUCGAUAUGGAGGCAUCAAUCACUUCUUUUGUGACAACAAAGAUAGAACGGAGCCCGCAGCUCCUCGAGGCCUGCGUAAAGACGCUGGAGGGGCUGAUCAUUCCCGUAAGACUGGGCCACAUGUUGGUACGAAAGACGGCGGCGUUUCGAUGGGGUGUUGAGCAUGCCAUCGCCGGAUGGGAAAGCGCACUCCUAGUGACCAAGUGGGUGCACUCGGUCGAAAUCGACUCCCUGUGUGGCCUACAGCCCACCCCGGAGGAGGAAAAGGUGUUUGCAAUCAUCCGAGAGGUGCUUGAGGAGGCAGAGUAUGACGGCAGUGAAAGCAAAUCACUGGCCGCUGGAGUAGCCCGGACUUGGGGUUGGUUCUUGCAAGAUGUAUGGAUUUGGGCCAUCACCCCUCGGAUGGGAGCAGCCCUUGGCCUCUUGGCCGACGCCUAUGAAAGAAUCACGAGAUCGAAUCGUCGUCAUUCACUUGGUAGUGGUCCGUAG
Messenger RNA from Fusarium falciforme, 4275 nucleotides. RefSeq lists its product as hypothetical. The record is from RefSeq and is a predicted model, not a curated record. Lineage: Eukaryota; Fungi; Ascomycota; Sordariomycetes; Hypocreales; Nectriaceae. The transcript is spliced from 9 exons. Gene Ontology annotation, molecular function: heme binding; zinc ion binding; oxidoreductase activity, acting on paired donors, with incorporation or reduction of molecular oxygen. The coding region runs from base 1 to 4275 and encodes 1424 amino acids. Gene Ontology annotation, biological process: DNA-templated transcription.